Molecule: messenger RNA, 1506 nt
Organism: Macrosiphum euphorbiae (potato aphid)
Lineage: Eukaryota; Metazoa; Arthropoda; Insecta; Hemiptera; Aphididae
Source: the annotation of a GenBank genome assembly
AUGUUGACACUCUCCGUAAGAAAUAGAAGCAAAUCUAAAAGGAUACAGAUACCAAAAAUUGAUGAAUUGUUAGAGUCAGUGGGAUUAUUGAGACAUGUAGUGCCUAGAGAUGGUAAUAGUUUAUUCAGAUGUAUUUCGCAAUGUGUGUUUCUAACCCAAAGUUGUCACAUGAUUGUACGACAACAACUUUUACAAUUUUCUUCACUGCAAACCAAAGAAUUUUCUCAGAUGACUCAGUUGUCUGUCGAAAACUAUGCAAACAAAAUUACUGAUACAAAAAUAGAUGGUUCAUUGUUGGAUAUGCAUAUUGCUGCUAAAAUAUACCAAAUUAGUAUUGCAUUUUAUGAAGAUUCUCAUCCUUUCAUACCUCUUAAUAUUGAAACUCCAAACGCAGUAAAAACUUUAAAUAUAUGUCUUAAUUAUGAAGGUACUUAUGAUUUAGUACUUUCCAAAGAGUCUGUCGUAAAUAGUUCAUUUAGUCAAUCAAUUAUAUAUGAAAUGCUUUACAACAAUGUUUUUAAAUUAUCUGGUGUAGAUUUUGCUGUGAAAGAAAUGUUGUUUGACAGAAAUUUACCAGCUUUAAGGUCAAGUGAUCCGAUUAGUUUGGAAAAGAGAGCUACUUGUACAGAUAUGAAAAAGCUGCUUGAAUAUGGUAUUACUCCAUUCCCAUUUAAAGUAGCUAAAGCUUUGACACCUAAAUUAUAUAGAAACACAGAGUAUGAUAUUUGGUUAAAUAAUAAAAAAGAAAAAUUUUAUGGCAGAUGGAAUAAUUGGGAGUUUAAAGAAGGCAGCAAAUGUAUGGUUUUUAUUGGACCUCAGGGGUAUCAUUGUUAUAUACAACGUAUUCAUGGGAAAAAUGAACCAGUUGAAGUAUAUGUUAAAGAUUUGGCUAAAAAAAUAUAUGUGGAAUAUGAUCAGUUGAAAUUAAUUCCAGUCGAACAAGAUAUGAGAGAAUUUUUGGAGAGUCCUACUCAAAUUAAUCAAGUAUCUUCAAAUAUAGUUGACUGUAACCAAUUUAUUUUUGGAGGUCCUGGACAAUGUGAAACUCCAGUUCUGUAUCCAGGUUUUAUUCAUGGACCAAUUCAUGAGAUGUUCCCUGGGCAAAUAUUUCAUCCCUCUUUUUAUGUUCAUCCAUAUCAACAGAAUCCAGAUCUGCCUAUGACGCCUCUAAAUUUGAUAAAUAAUGAAAAUGUCGUACAUCCAUGGUAUAUAUCUACACCUCUGCCAAUUUUAUUAAAUAAUUUUCAUCCAUUCAAUGAGCAAAUUAUACUAAUGGAACCACCCUCCAAUUUUAAUCAAAAUUGUAUGGAACCAAAUUUUGUGGAAACUUUGUCAAAUUCAACUGGACCACAUGUUCAACCAAUUCCUCCGCCAUUGUACUGUGAACAACAAUCAUGUGUCCAGUGUAACAAUGGGGAAGAAAGUGUGGCCAUGGAUUCUAAUCGUGCGUAUCAACCUUGGCUAGUGCCAGAGUUCGAUGUGCCUGCAGAUGAAUUGCAUCAAUAA